AUGCUGGCCGCUCUGGAGGGAGGGCCAAGGACAGGAAAAACUGCUCUGCUUGGGUGCAGGGAGACAGUGUCCGGCUUCCCCGCGGCCCUGGCUCUGUCCCUGUCUCACAGCCCUCCUUUUCCAGGCUGGAGCCUUGCCCUUUUGGGCCAGCAGUACCUGGACAUCCUGACCUCGUGGUACUGCAGCUUCCAGGCCUGCUGCGACAGCGGGGACUGCAGGAUCUCCAACAACUUCACAGGCCUGGAAUCUGACCUGAGUGUCCAGCUGCACGGCCAGCAUCUGGCCCGGGAGCUGGUCCUGAUGACAGUGAGGGGCUACUUAGAGCUGCCCCGGCCAGACAAGGCCCUGGCUCUGUCCUUCCACGGCUGGUCUGGCACAGGCAAGAACUUUGUGGCACGACUGCUGGCAGAGAACCUAUACCGGGAUGGGCUGAGGAGCGACUGUGUCAAGACAUUCAUCGCCACCUUACACUUUCCUCACCUGAAGUAUGUGGACCUGUACAAGGAGAAGCUAACGAGUCAGAUCAAGGAGACACAGAAGCGCUGCCGCCAGACCCUGUUCAUUUUCGAUGAGGCUGAGAAGCUCCAUCCGGGACUACUGGAGGCCCUCAGGCCACACCUGGAACGCCAGGCCCCCGAGAACCACAGGGUCGAGUCCCCAAAGACCAUCUUUCUUUUUCUCAGUAACCUUGGCGGCAACACCAUCAAUGAAGCUGUCCUGAGACUGCUUCAGGCCGGAGGCACCCGGGAAGAAAUCAGGCUGGAGCAGCUGGUGCCCCGGCUCCGGACCGAGAUCACGGAGUCCGCGGACACUGCCUUUGGCCACAGCUGCCUUGUCAAGGAAAACCUGAUUGACUUCCUCAUCCCCUUCCUGCCACUGGAGUACCGCCACGUGAGGCUGUGUGCGCGCGACGCCUUCCUGAGCCGGGGGCUCCCGUACACAGAAGAGGCGCUGGACCAAAUCGCCAAGAUGAUGGUGUAUAUCCCCAAGGAGGAGCAACUCUUCUCUUCUCAGGGCUGCAAAUCUGUUUCCCAGAGAAUUAACUAUUUCCUGCCUUGAGGCUAGAGGAAGACUUCGUGAAGCCGCCUACCUUCCACCAACAGGACCCUGGGGCCGGUCAGGGCACUGUCUGGACUACAAGGGCAGGAGGGACAGGCUGGCCUCCAGCCGUCACUCACACACAAAAGGUGUGUAAAAAAAGAAGGCCUUAAAUCAGAAACCAAGCCAACGCUUUACAUCACUUGGUGCCUUAAAGAGCCAUAACCCAAAAUGGGGGCCAGUGGUUGGAGAAAGCCACAUGCCAGAGGAGUCCCAGGGCCUCACUAACGUCUCCACUCUGGCCUGCAGUGGCCUGGCCUGGGCUGGGAGGCUGGAGGCCGCGGGCUCGCCGCUGACAGGGAAGGGAAAAUGCCACUCCACUUACCAGUGGCCGGGCCAUGCCGCAGGUCUGCAGGCUGGGGGGCUCAGCUUUCAUGUUGUUCCCAAAGGGAAGCCGAGCAGCUUCUGUCUGUGAGCAGACCAGCAAAGAGCCUCAGGCUGAAGGAAAAAAUACACAGAGGAAGAAUUUAUAUAAAAAUCACGUCAGUGGAGGUUAAGACUUGUUCUCUUAGAUUUAGAAGAAAAAUUUAAGUGAGGGGCUUUGACAUGGCUGUGUCAUGUGUAAAGAUUAAAAGUUUGUAUUUUUCUAAAA
Molecule: messenger RNA, 1690 nt
Organism: Ailuropoda melanoleuca (giant panda)
Lineage: Eukaryota; Metazoa; Chordata; Mammalia; Carnivora; Ursidae
Gene: TOR3A
Product: torsin family 3 member A
Exons: 6
Coding region: 1-1059 (352 amino acids)
Cellular component (GO): nuclear envelope; endoplasmic reticulum lumen
Molecular function (GO): ATP hydrolysis activity; ATP binding
Source: RefSeq, a predicted model, not a curated record